AUGUCGGACGGAGAAGAGACCCAAUCCAACCCCCCCGUCGCCGCCGAGGAGGUCGAGGUCAGCGCUGAUGCCGGCACCUCCGGCCAGAUGUCCGUCCUCGAUGCUCUCAAGGGCGUUCUCCGCAUCUCGCUGAUCCACGACGGUCUUGCCCGUGGUCUCCGUGAGGCCGCCAAGACCCUUGACCGUCGCGAGGCGCACAUGUGUGUGCUCAACGAAGGCUGCGAGGAGGAAGCUUACAAGAAGCUGGUUGUUGCGCUCUGCUCGGAGCACAAGAUCCCCUUGAUCAAGGUGCCUGAUGGCAAGAUGCUCGGCGAGUGGGUUGGUCUCUGCCAGCUCGACCGUGAGGGUAACGCCCGCAAGGUCGUCAACUGCUCUUGCGUUGUCGUCAAGGACUGGGGUGAGGAGUCGCAGGAGCGCUCUGUCCUCCUUAACUACUUCCAGACUGAGCAGUAA
Aspergillus chevalieri is the source of this 453-nucleotide messenger RNA. It is a transcript of the gene RPS12, whose product is annotated as 40S ribosomal protein eS12. Gene Ontology annotation, molecular function: structural constituent of ribosome. Gene Ontology annotation, cellular component: ribosome; cytosolic small ribosomal subunit. Gene Ontology annotation, biological process: translation. Lineage: Eukaryota; Fungi; Ascomycota; Eurotiomycetes; Eurotiales; Aspergillaceae. The coding region runs from base 1 to 453 and encodes 150 amino acids. The record is from RefSeq and is a predicted model, not a curated record. The transcript is spliced from 3 exons.